Molecule: messenger RNA, 3564 nt
Organism: Salvia splendens (bonfire salvia)
Lineage: Eukaryota; Viridiplantae; Streptophyta; Magnoliopsida; Lamiales; Lamiaceae
Product: putative late blight resistance protein homolog R1B-16
Exons: 3
Coding region: 142-3474 (1110 amino acids)
Biological process (GO): defense response to other organism
Molecular function (GO): ADP binding
Source: RefSeq, a predicted model, not a curated record
AGAGAGAAGAAUAUGGCAGUUGACUUGAUGCUGGAUAACCUGAAACAGCUGUUGAUGAAGGUGGAGCAACGAGGGUCAAGAACCAAAUUUCAGACGACUGCGUAUACUUGGAAUCUUCGACUGCAACACAUCGUUUGAGGGAUGGCUUAUGCUGCAGUCCUUUCUCUUAAGCAAACGCUACACUCCCUCCUUAACCAAACAGAGCUUCCACUCCCGACCUCUACCUUAAUGCAAUUGCUGCGAACGGUGAAGUCAGUACAACGACUUCUGAAAACACCAGACGACCGCGGUGGCAGCAAGAGGUUGGAGGAGCUAAUCCGAGAUGAAGCACAUAAACUUGAGGAUACUUUGGAAUUAACUGAUUACCAAAAUCUCUCUACUGGAAGUCUUGGAAAAGAGGUCGAAUUGUUUAUUGCCACGGUGAAGGAGUUGGAAGGGGAUUAUGUUAAAGAAGUACCAGCCACCCCUUCAUUGUCUACUGCUGCUGCUUCAACUACUGAUUUUAGUUCUAAGAUGGUUGGAUUAUGUGAUGAAUUUGCAAAUAUCAAAAAAGAGGUGCUUAGUCGCAUGAGACCGGAUGAUUUUGGCGUUUUCUCGCUGGUUGGGGCAGGCGGCGGGACAGGAAGGACUGUUGCUGCCAGGAAUGUUUUUGAUGAUUUAUGUGCUGAGGCUUUUGAGUGCGGUGGUUGGGCUAGCGUUGGCCCAAAUAAUGGAAACAAGGACAUCCUCUUGAGCAUUGUUGCUCAAGUCCAUCCUGAUGUAUACGAGUUACUUGUUGCGGAAGGUGAAGACGAGAUAGCAGAAUAUCUAUACACAUCAUUGAUGGGUCGUAGAUAUAUGAUUGUGCUUGAUGAUAUAUGCACUGUGGAGGUUUGGGAGUGUUUAAGGAAGUCAUUUCCGGAGCAAGAUAAUGGCAGCCUAAUCUUGAUUACAACCUCUCUAUAUGAAGUAGCUGUAUCUGCUGAGAGUUUUUACAUAUAUGAAAUGGCCUCGUUGUUGAAUGUGGACUACUGUUGGCUUUUCAUUUGCACAUCAUUAUUGCUUGGUUCGAGCCCUGAUGACUUUCCGGAACUUGAGGAAGCUGGAAUGAAGAUUGCUGAGAAUUGUCGAUGCCUUCGCCUCGUGCUUGCCAAGGUUGUACUGUUCUUACUGAAAGUUGAGAAGACGCCGGAGGCAUGGAAUAAGCUUGCUGCAGAUUCACAAAACUCCCUAUUCAUGGUUGAUGAUGAGUUAUUGGAGAUUUCUAAAAUCAAAGAAGACUUAUGCAAUUUGGAUGAUGAAAGCUUCAUCUUUGGAUUGUUGCAAGUGACAACAUUACCAUUACUAACCCAAAAGUUGAAGUCUCAGAUGUUUCCACAAAGACCGAUUCCCAAAAUGGAAAUUAUGACGUUCUUCGGAAUGGCUGGUAUUGGCAAGACUCACCUCAUCAAAAGAGUUAUUGAAGAGCAAUCUCCAUUACAUCGCUUUGACUAUUGUGUGUGGAUUACUUUAGGCCCAAAAUAUCAGUCGGAAGAUAUAUUGGUCGAUAUUCUUGCACAAAUAUAUCUGGAGUUUAGUAAAAUGGAUAUUAAAGCAGAUGAGAAAUUAACUCAAGAUUUGUGCAUACGGUUAUCUCAUAAGCAAUGCCUUAUCGUUUUGGACGAUGUAUGGUACAAAGAGCCCUUGCUUCUCUUUGUAAAGAUGUUUCAAUACAUCAAGGGUAGAACCUUGGUGACAACUAGGUUAGCAGAGGUGGCAGAACUGGGCAAGAUUCACAAAAUGCGGUUGUUAAAUAAAGAAGAAAGCUGGUCUCUUUUUUGUAAUAAAGUGUUUGGUGAAGAAUCUUGUCCUACUCAGCUAAAGAAAGUUGGAAAGAUAAUCACUGAGAACUGUGAAGGUCUUCCUCUUCUGAUCCUUGCAGUUGCUGGCCUUCUGUCCAAAGCAGACAAGACUUUGGAGUUCUGGAAUAAGGUAGCAGAGAAGAAAAACUGUGUGUUCAGGCAAGCGCAUGAUGAAACAUCCAAGGUGCUACUUCCAAGCUGUGAGCGGUUAGAUCACAAUUUAAAAGCAUGCUUUCUCUACAUGGGAAUUUUCUCUGAAAACUAUGAGAUCUCAACCUCCAAGUUCAUCAACCUUUGUAUCGCUGAGGAGUUUCUUGAACCAGAUGCUCCCCUAGAGAUACGAGAUUUUGCUGCACAAUGUAUAUCAGAGCUUGUAGAUAGAAGCCUUGUUAUGGCUUGCAAGGAGGGCUCUAAUUUCGGAAUUAAGACUUUCCGCCUCCAUCCUGUGUUUUGGUAUCUAUGCAACAGUGAAGCUGCGAAGAGCAAGGUAUUCCAUGCACUGAAUAAGUAUGCAGAUAUUGAUUCAGAUGGCAUGAAAAAUCCGCGCAGAUUGUGCAUUCGCAACAACAUGAUAUUGGGGUUGAGAGAAAUCCAAGACUCUAUCCAUGCCCUUUCAACCACUCGUUCUCUGUUAUGCGUUGGUCCACAACAUCAGUACCAUGUUCCAAUAUGUUUACCUACAAAGCUGCUAAGGGUACUGAAUGCUCUUCCCAUCCAUUUGUACGAGUUCCCAAUUGAAGCAACAGAGCUCCACGGUCUUAGGUACCUUGCGCUCACUUGUAAUGGUGACCUCCCGUGCACCAUAUCCAAACUUUUGAACAUUCGAUUCUUGAUUGUGAAUCAACAUCUGAGAAUCAAAUCCUCUCAUGACUCGUCUUAUCUGCCUAUGGAAAUCUGGGAUACGAAGCGAUUGGAACACCUACAUGUCAUGGGAAGAGAUUUGCCUAAUCCCAAUGAUACUGCUCUACUACCAAACCUUUCAGUACUCCUAGAUGUGGGUGUUGGAACUAUUACCAAGACUGUUCUUGAGAAAACUCCUAAUCUAAAAAGGCUAGGCAUUCGAAUUGAGUUGGCGCCCGAUGAGAACAUUGUGGAUUCCCUCCACUGCUUGAAUCUCAUAUCUUGUCUUGAAAAACUAGAAUCACUUAAAUGUGAGGUGAUGAAUCCAGAGCUGGGGACGGAGGUUGCUCCCCGGCCUGCACCUCGUACAAUGUUCCCAUCUGUUCUGAAGAAGUUGAGUUUGAAGGGGAUUGGAUAUCCGUGGGAAUACAUGAGAAUAAUUGGUAGACUUCCGAAUCUUGAGGUGCUCAAGUUGAAAUGCUACGCAUUUAGAGGAGCAGAGUGGGAAACGGAUACUGAUAGUUUCAACAAGCUCAAGUUUCUGCUGAUCGAAGAUACUGAUCUGGUGAGGUGGAGGAACAAAUAUCCAUGCUUCAUGCAGCUGGAGUGUGUGAGGAUCAAGCAUUGCUAUGAGCUAGAAGCGUACCCAAUAUUUCAUAGCGUGAAGCUUAAACUGAUUCAAGUGGUGGACUGCUACAGUGAUGAUUUGUCGCGGCUAAUUGACAACGACUUCAGAAGGCCAACUGGUGCGGCGGAGAUACUCAAAUAUUCUUUCCACUCUACGUGGGAUCCCCGUCGUAAUUUUAUUGUCUGAAUGCCGUCUUGUUUUUCUGUAGCUUGUUCACGUUUUCCAGAUUUUGUAAACUAAAUAUUUAAAAUGGCUAAGAGCUCUCUAUUCUGUUCA